Messenger RNA from Aplosporella prunicola CBS 121167, 1190 nucleotides. RefSeq lists its product as uncharacterized. The transcript is spliced from 3 exons. The record is from RefSeq and is a predicted model, not a curated record. Lineage: Eukaryota; Fungi; Ascomycota; Dothideomycetes; Botryosphaeriales; Aplosporellaceae. The coding region runs from base 36 to 959 and encodes 307 amino acids.
CGCGCCGCAUAAGAUUCACGAAAGCUUCCUCCUCAAUGAUGGCGUCUAGGCUUCUUGCUUGGACGAGCCCUUGCCUGAGGCCCUGUCAAUUGCGGUGCACCAUCUCAAUCCCCUUUGCCCAAAGACGGGCAGUCCAUGUCGAAGAUGCAGGCGAACAAGCAGCCCCGACAGAGCGAGCUGUCCAUGUCGAAGAUGCAGGCGAAGAAACAGCCCCGAAAGACCGAGAAGAUUUAGAUCAGAGUCUAAGACCGUGGACGGAGGACUGGAAGAAGAAGAAGGAUGCUGAGCGGAAGGUGCAGGUAGUGAUAAAAGAGCUGGGCAGGAACCUAAGGAAGGCAAAGAGAGAGCAGAAGAGGAUGGAUAAGGAGGCAGAGGAUAAGGAGAGGAUAAGGAUAAGGGGGUCUUGUUAUGAGCCAAGCAAAGAGGUCCAUGUUUUUAGCAAGGAACCUCCUGAAGGGUACAUUUACAUACCCAAAAUAAACAAUGGCUAUUUCCAGGUGCGACGCCUUUACAGGUCCACUAUGUUCGCAGGGAAAACGCCCUAUGCUGUUCACAGGCCGCUGGAUCAUGACGGGAUUGCCCCCCCUAUCGGUUUUCAUCUUCCCAUCGAUAUCAUCCGGGAAAUACAACUCAAGAGCUUAGAUCAUCGUCGUGACGAGUACACGAAAAGCCUCAAAAACUUAUAUGAGUUGGUUCCAUUGGAGGACGAGACAAACGUACUCGAUAGGGCCGUUGCAAAUGAUCUCAUACGAAAAAGGGGAACGGACCAUUGGUUGCGCUCGAUCGUCCAUCACUACUUACAGGAUAAGUUUAGAUCGCAAGGAACCGGAGAGGAAGUGGACAAGAUUAUCUUGGAUGUAAAGAAUUCAUGGAAGUCUGAGAAGAAGAGGAAUAAGAGUAAGAAGAAGGAGGAAGACGACAAGGAAGACGAGAUUGAUGAUGACAGCUCUCGUACUUGAGCGGUCCACGGAUCUGGGCUGGCUUCAUUGAAAUAGAGGCACCACGCGCUUCUGCAGAGGACGAGUUGAUCGGGCAGUUUCGCUUUAUGGAAAUGAUCUAGAUGGUCACGAGUUUGUACAUGUCUAGCGUUUGGAACUGAAAGGCGUCCAAAUUGAUAAAAGGUUCUUAAUAACUGCUGGACAGUGGAUACGUCUGUUGUACUUUUGCGGUCCGAAGUUGCAGAGAAGCAG